Messenger RNA from Drosophila teissieri, 961 nucleotides. RefSeq lists its product as uncharacterized. The coding region runs from base 418 to 546 and encodes 42 amino acids. NCBI's taxonomy places the organism in Eukaryota, Metazoa, Arthropoda, Insecta, Diptera, Drosophilidae. The record is from RefSeq and is a predicted model, not a curated record. The transcript is spliced from 3 exons.
CUCACUACUACGCCAGAACUAAAUCAUUAAUGGGCCGAAUAAAAUUUCUUAAUUUAAACGUUUUUAGUAAGCGAAAGAUUAGACUUUUUACGGGCCACUGAGCUUUUUGUAUAUUAUGUACAGUAGAAUAAAGAAAUUAACAGAGCAGUUUGUUUCUAUUUUUCCUGCCUCUAUUGUUUUUGCACAACAGACCUUUUAAAGUGCUUUAAAUAUUCAGCAGACUGUAAGUUAUUUGUUUGUUGGAGUAGGGGGUGGAGGGGCAGAAAGCAAACCUCUCUGCGUGAGCAAUUGGAGAGAUAUGCGUCACGACUCUCUCCGCUCUCUCCGGCAAUGGAGACUUACUGCCGGACGGAGCGGUCUUUUCCGUGGCGUAAAAUGGGCGGCGAAGAGUUGACAAUCGUCAGUCGAUAGCAAAACAUGAGAGAGUGCUCAUCGCGCAACAAUACACGUCUACUUAGUGUGGUAAUCGUAAUCGAUCAACGUCUCAGAAUCGACACUUGUCGAUAUUUAAUCGAGAUCCUAUCUCGCCGCAUAACAGGCGAUUAACGAUAGUUGGUUAGACCUGUUCCCACAUCUAUGGAGUUUCAUCUAGACAGUGCAGAAUACUGCCAGGCACAGCACAAAUAAAAAGUAAGCAAUCCUACAAAAAGGCGGAGAAAGCCUGUGUGAACACGGAAGUCGACAUCAAUACGUGGUGUGGAUACGAUCAGCAUUAUACCGUAUACGGAUCAGCUGACAUCGCGACAGCAGCGGCCCAAUUAGCCAAAGACUGUCAAUCUAUGAGAGAGAACGAAGAAAACUAAAUUUAAAGCAUCGCGGUGAUCACAACUAAUAUCACAGCAAGGAAAUAUUUAAAUUUUUAUCAACGAAACCUAGAAAAAGUUGUAAUAUUUUCGAAAACAAAACGGAAACUGAGCCCAAAUCAUUUUUGUUAGCUUAAAAUACGUGUGACACUUACGGG